AUGCCGCCCUUGCUUCCAGGGCUUGGAAACCCUGAAGGUGGUCUGAGGAAGAAGAAGAGAGUGAGGAGUUUCUUUUGGAAGACGAUACCUGAGGAUCAGGUGAAGGGGCGGGCCAACCUUUGGACUCAGGAUCAGGUGCAGCAGCAGUUCCAGAUCGACGUCCAGACCAUCGAGGAGCUCUUUGGUCAGAAUGACUCACAAUCAAACGCCAAGGCCGCGCUCGCCAGGGGAGGAAAGAGCAGGAGCUCGUUUCAGAGAGGCCAAAGAGGAG
Molecule: messenger RNA, 271 nt
Organism: Labrus bergylta (ballan wrasse)
Lineage: Eukaryota; Metazoa; Chordata; Actinopteri; Labriformes; Labridae
Source: RefSeq, a predicted model, not a curated record